Messenger RNA from Pygocentrus nattereri (red-bellied piranha), 3664 nucleotides. RefSeq names its product F-box and leucine-rich repeat protein 17 (gene fbxl17). NCBI's taxonomy places the organism in Eukaryota, Metazoa, Chordata, Actinopteri, Characiformes, Serrasalmidae. Gene Ontology annotation, biological process: SCF-dependent proteasomal ubiquitin-dependent protein catabolic process. The record is from RefSeq and is a predicted model, not a curated record. Gene Ontology annotation, molecular function: protein binding. The transcript has 10 exons. The coding region runs from base 429 to 2282 and encodes 617 amino acids. Gene Ontology annotation, cellular component: SCF ubiquitin ligase complex.
CCUUGAGCAUAAAUAAUGUCAUCCUCUGGUUCUUCCUGUAUAUUUACUGAGAUCUGCAAGUCAGUCUUCACUCAACUGCACAACGUUUCGGACGCAGGCGUCUAGACAGGCCAGAAAGCAUCGCUCGAUUGAUGAAUCGGUUCGGCCGACUUGUCGAAAAGAGCCGGUUCAAAAAAAACGAUUCGUUCACGAUUCAUUCAUGUAAACUACAGGGGGAGGGACUUCCUUUGUAGUGCCGAUUCCCGGAUGUGUUUUCAAACUGCAAAGAGACUGAAGUAGCCAAGUUAUCACGGCGUUCAGGCUCGUUUGCGGCACCGACGCGGCGCUCAGCCUUUCGGCGUUCGUCUCUCCUUCUGUCCGGACCAUGAGAGCGCGGGGCAGAGGCGGGCCACGCCGCGCGGACUGCUGAGUCAACGUGAGUCAUCUAUAUGGGCCAUCUUCUCUCGAAAAAUGGCUACUGCCUGAAGAAGAGAACGCGGAAGUUGCGCAAGAAGAAGAGGAGGAAUUGCUUCCUUCAGGGCCCCUGCAUGCUCUGCUUCAUCGUCCGCAGCACCAGUGAGAGCCUUGAGGACGAGUGCCCCUGUGAGAGUGGUGGUGGUGCGGUGUCUGCUGCCUCCAAGCUCGCCGAACACUACGCGUCGCUAAGCUCACCCGAGGACUGCGCCAGAUUCCUCCUGUCGCCCGGGGUGUUGGGCGUUGGCUGGGAGGGACAGGGCCGGAGGAGUCUGCUGUCUACUGUGCCGGCCAGGCUGAUCGGGGCCCCGGCACUGUUCCACUGCUCCGCCGACUACUCAGAGAUGGUGUGCAAGCGCAAGUCUGGUGAGCCGCGCCGGUGCACGGCUCCCUGCAAACAGCCUCGUUGCGCCUUUCAUGAGGCCGGGGAGGAAGGGGAGGAGGAGAGGAACACCUCUCCCACGGCCGACCAACGUCUCCUGCCCCAGCUAUGCCCCCUGCCGUCCUCUUCCUCCGCCUCGUCGUCAGAGGAGGAGAGCUCAGGUGUGGGCCUGCAGGCAACAGACUCCAUUGAUAGUCCCAGCAGUAGCGCUGCCACUCCGGAAAGCUCUUCCUUCUCUUGCCCGCUCUCUAACAGCGACGGCUCAGAGGAGGGAAAGAGCACAGAGAUUACAGACACAUCCCGCAUCAACCACCUGCCCUCCUCCAUACUGCUCAAGAUUUUUUCUCAUUUGUCAGUGAAAGAACGUUGUCUUAGUGCUUCUCUGGUCUGCAAGUACUGGCGGGACCUCUGCUUAGAUUUCCAGUUCUGGAAACAAAUUGAUCUCAGUGGCCUCCAACAGGUGAAAGAUGACCUCCUAGUGAAGAUAGCAACUCGGAGACAGAAUGUAACAGAGAUCAACAUCUCCGAUUGCCGGAACGUUCAGGACCAUGGCGUGUGUACUCUGGCCUCUCACUGUCCGGGCCUGGUCAAAUACACAGCAUACCGCUGUAAGCAGCUCAGUGACCUGUCCCUCUGCACUGUAGCCUCCCACUGUCCGCUGCUGCAGAAAGUUCACGUGGGCAACCAGGACAAACUGACCGACCAUGCACUGAAACAGCUGGGUGAACACUGUCCUGAGUUGAAAGACGUCCACUUUGGCCAGUGCUAUAACGUCAGUGACGAGGGCCUGAUAGCGCUUGCGAAGGGCUGCCCCAAACUGCAGAGAAUCUACAUGCAAGAGAACAAACUGGUGACGGACAGGUCAGUGCGGGCGUUUGCAGAACACUGUCCAGAACUGCAGUUUGUGGGCUUCAUGGGCUGCUCGGUAACCUCACAGGGGGUCAUACAUCUCACCAGGCUUCGGAACCUCAGUAGUCUGGAUCUUCGGCACAUAUCUGAGCUUAACAACGAGACUGUGAUGGAGGUGGUGAGAAAGUGCCGGAACCUCAGCUCCCUCAACCUCUGCCUCAAUUGGAGCAUCAACGACAGAUGUGUGGAGAUCAUCGCCAAGGAGGGAAGAAGUCUCAAAGAGCUGUACUUGGUGUCAUGCAAGAUAACAGACUAUGCACUGAUAGCCAUCGGGCAGUACAGCAGCACUAUCGAGACGGUGGAUGCAGGCUGGUGUAAGGAGAUCACAGAUCAGGGAGCUACCCAGAUCGCCAAGAGCAGCAAGUCUCUGCGCUACCUAGGCCUGAUGAGGUGUGAUAAGGUGAACGAGGAGACAGUGGAGAGACUGGUCCUGCAAUAUCCGCACAUAGUGUUCAGCACAGUGAUGCAGGACUGUAAGCGGACGCUGGAGAGGGCCUAUCAGAUGGGCUGGAGCCCCAACACCUCCACUGCGUCCUAGCCAACACAAUACACACACUCCUACACUGUCAAGUCCACACACACGAACUCAUGUUUGCCUUCCUUUUCAGCACAGCUGGUCAGUUGUAAGAGCAUUAACAUUGUGCUAGAGCCAUUUCAUUGGAGCUAGUAUGUUUUUUGUUGUUGUUUUUUUUUUUGCCAGACGUCUGUUAUUGGACACAUGAGGGCAAGAUACUUUGAGACUUGAAAUUUUAGUCAUCCAGAACGUACUACACUUGCAUAUAUUUUGCUAGCACACACUCAAAACCAUCCUUUUUACAUACAUUCAAGCUCAAGCAUUAGUGUCUGUAGAGCAGGUUAUAUGUAGGGGGCUGGGUGGGUUUGAGUUGACUUCGUUGAUUUCGUUUUGUUUGAUUCUAAACUCAGUAGACGCACUGCAUUUCCAGCACUGCUCUUCAUAAACCGGUUUAAAAAACCUGUAAUCUUUUUCCUCCUCCAGACUUCUGAAAGGUUACUGUAGCUUAGAGAAAUAAAGUUUUUUUCUUUCCUUCUAAGAUUUCAGACAACGGUCAAGAUGACCAUUAGGGCUACAUGUUUAGACUUCAAGUGACAAUAAAACAUGAGGAUUCCUCCGUGAUUAGUUUGAAUAUUUUCAGUAUUAGAGUUCUUCUUCAGUAUCUGUGUUAUUGUCUAAGUCGUGCAGAAGAAACCGCCUUGAUGAAUGUGGGCUCGGCUCGCGAAUAUAAUGGUACCUUCAGUCUUUGUUUCAGAGUAUUUCAGUCCAGUGAAGUAGGCGACCUCAUAAAAAGAAUGCAGCAGUGAAUGCAGACCUCAUAGCAGGAAGGAAUGGCCCUCUAUAUCUAUAUGUGACAUAUCCAGGAUUAUAAAUGAAAAAAAGAAGACAAAUGUUGCAGGAGAAGACUCUAUUAAUGCCUUCUGUUCUUUUUUCCUUUCAAAAGUAAUGUUGUUUAUCUCUUGUGACAAUGUAAACAGUGGUUUGGAGUUUGUUUUGGCUGUUUAGUUAUGUAGGGUGACUUCUGAGGGAAAAAAACAACCCAAGGGUUAUUCAGUUUUUUUUUGUUUUUUUUUUUGCAUAACCUAUUAAUUUUUUGUUGCCAGGCAUCUGUAUUUGCCUGGAAAUCUAAGUAAGUUCUGGAAUGAUUAAAAAGCUCCAUUUAAACUAUAGAGUUUAGAAUUUAUUCACACCCCCCCUCCCCUCCUUCUUGGUUCCAUAGCCAGUCUGUGAUAUACUCUUAUGCAAACAACCAGGGUAUUUUUCCUAUUGUGUAAAAAUAGUUGAGGCCAGUUUCUUGUAGCUGUUGCACUGCAUCACACGUUAAAGGGGGCAGCAGGUUAGUUAUAUUGUUAUCUUUUACUGUACCUGGGGAUUUGAGUUGAUUAAAAAAUACAAUUUUAAUUCUC